Messenger RNA from Plasmodium inui San Antonio 1, 2817 nucleotides. RefSeq lists its product as hypothetical. The record is from RefSeq and is a predicted model, not a curated record. Bases 1 to 2817 code for a protein of 938 amino acids. NCBI's taxonomy places the organism in Eukaryota, Apicomplexa, Aconoidasida, Haemosporida, Plasmodiidae. The transcript has 2 exons.
AUGGACGAAAAGCAAACGAACGACAAGAUAAAAGUUGUGAACGUCUUUCAGAAUGAAGAAAUAGCUGGAAAGAAGAAAAAAAUACACUACCCAAACAAGCUCGAAUUCGAGAAGGGAAUAAUCCGCAACGCAAUCGUGUCCACAAAUUCGAACAAGUGUACCAAACUGGAGGAAAGGGACAGGGAGAAGAAAAAUUGCAUCAUAUUUCGAGAACAAUGCGAGUACUGCCUAACGAACUUUUCGAUAAGCGGCCACCUAAUUUUAACGAAAGAAUCCUUGCUGUUUGAACCAGACCUCAGAGACAAAAAUGUGAUAACGAACGGAUUUGGCAUGUAUCAAAUUUUUAUCGAUUUGUACGAUAUUUACGAGUGCGCCCAUAUUGUGGUGCCGACGAAGGACACCUACCUGUGUAACAAUGAAGACACGUGUGGUUUUAUCCAAGUGUUGUUAAAAAGUAUUUACCAUCGAAUAUGCAACGAUGCCUCGCAAAAGAAAAACAGCACAGCUAGUUGUUACAGUGGUGUGAAUAGCAACUCCAGCACGGAUGACUUGAACAAACAGAAAAGCAUUUCCUACUAUAAAUACAUCAGCAGGAGCUUGUCCUAUGUAUUCAAUUUAGCCCAACCGCUCGUUCAAAACACGUCGUCUUUUAAAGACGAAAAAAAUGACCACCUGUUGGGAGCAACCACUUACCCUUCGAACAUUUCGAAGAAUGUCAUAAAUGUUGAUCAUCAGAGAAGGGAAGACGAAAAUGAUGAUUUAAAAAAAAAAAAAAAUAGCUUUUUAAAUUUUGAUAUUUCCUCUCCAAAGAAUAACAUCGUGGAACAUCUACAAGACAGUGAUUUAAAGAUUUACCAAAAAAUUAACGAGGCGGAUUAUAGCAGCGCAAUUCCUGCUCACCCGAAUAUAACUUAUAAAAAUAAUCUCAAUUUAGCCAACUCCGGGUAUUCUUUUAAGGAAAGUGAGGCGAACAAUUCCACUUUGUCGGGAAAGCAAAAAAGAGACUCCUUCAGUGUAGCCAAGGAGGCUUCUUCGAAGGAGGCAUCAUCCAAAGGGGAGCUCUCGACCGUGGGAAAGCCCCAAUCAGGGUUCCCUAACGUGGAAACUGCACACGGUAACUUCACCAAGGCGAGUGGAAUAAAAGAGAGAGAUUCCAUGAAGAGAGAAGACAGUGCCACCUUCCCGAGCGAGGCACAAAGUUCAUGCUCAAAGACGCUGAAAAAUAUUUCCUUCGAGUUGCAUCAUCAAACAUCGGGAAGCUCAUUCACCGGGGGGAACUACAGCAAUACGUGCGGAGAUAUUCUUUGCACCGAUGGGAAUCAGAUCCAGUGGGGAAACAGAGGACCAGAAGAAGAACCUAGGCAGAACCUCGAAGGGCAGAAAAAGGCGCAGAAGAAAUAUGAGGAGAAAAGCUUCAUAUUGUUCAGAUUCUUUAACAACAAUAAGGCAUACGAAACGACAACAAAGAUAAUCAAAGAAAUUGAUGAAGUGAGAAAAUCACAGAACAAAAUAAAGAAGACAAUCACCUCGGUGCCAUUCACAUCAAACGAAUUGUUAAGGUGCAUCAUUGAGCAGUCCUUACUGGCCAAGGAAUCCAAAAAAAAAACACAGGCAACCAAUUCAACCAAUGAUGUGAAGGACUCUAAUUAUUUACCAUUAAUCCCGAAACUGGAGUACAUUAACGGUGCAGUAAAAUUGUUAAGCAAAGAAAUGACCAAGCAGAUAAACUACUACCUCCCCCCGACCCUCAGCAUCAAAAUAUGGAAGCUAGUCUUCUGCUCAAGUAUACAUGGGGUGUCCUUCAAAACGUUGUAUAGGAGUGUAUCCAACAAAGGUAGCGUAAUUAUGCUAAUCUGCGAUAUGGAGAAUAUAUUGUUCGGCUGCUUCCUGGACAAGCUACACUGCGAUAAUUGUUACUACGGGUCUGGGGAAAACUUUUUGUUUACCUUUAAAAAUGGGGACAAAGCCUUGCAGGGAGGCAGGGACAAAAAAAUAAAAGAUGAAGACGAGAAAGUGGAUAAUAAUGGAAGCAGUUGUGCCUAUGACAAGAACAUCGACAGUUUUUACCCAUUGAAAGAGAUCGCUGAGAACGUUAAGCGGAAGAACACCGCUUUACACAUGAACGAGGGGAAGCUGGGAAAUAAUUCGAGGUUCAAUUCGCAGGAAAAGCUCACCACUGAUUUACAAGACAACAUGAAGAAUUCCAUUAGAGGGGAUGCCAAUCAGGAGGGUCCCUCGCGCACUCCCUCCAAUUACAUGAAUAGGCUCAAAACGGAUAUACACGAUUUGGAUUGUGGUGAGGAUGAAGAGGGGGGUAACACUCCUGGUGGCCCCUGCGGUGGUAAAAAUACGGAGGAGUCCCACAAUAAAGGUAAUAUGACUUCUGAGGACUGUUACCAUGACAACGAUGAAAACCAGCGCGCAUCGUUGGACCCCAUGCAGUGCAAAACGAAGAAGCUCAACGAAGAGAAGUACCACCAUUUAACCCCCCUCCCGGGGGAGAAGCAGCCCUCGAGGGGUGACAACCCCGGAGAUACCAAAACUGGGGAAACAAGCGAAAAUAUGAAAACAAAACAAAUUGGCAAUGAUAAUGCGGCCAUUCAGGUGUUCACCUGGACUACUCGAAACAAUUAUUUUGUCUACUCGGAUGAAAAAUCGAUAACGAUAGGCGGUGGGGAUAACUGCUCGCUGCUCAUUAAUGACGACUUGUGCAAGGGGCAGACCAACAGGAGCAGCACAUACGAUAACGACUUGCUUACCCACGACGAGGAAUUCGAAAUUCAGUUUUUGCAGCUCUGGGUGUUUGACGAUUCGUAG